AUGAGAUCAAAAACACUUAUACUAGAUUUGGAUGAAACGUUAAUACAUUCUACAUCAAGGGGUUCAAGAUCAGAUACACACAUGAUUGAAGUCAUGGUAGAUAAUCAUGCUUGUUUAUAUUACGUUUAUAAAAGGCCAUAUGUGGAUUAUUUUUUGAAAAAAGUUAGUGAAUGGUAUAAAGUUGUUAUUUUCACAGCCUCUAUGCCUGAAUAUGCUGAUCCAGUUAUCGAUUGGUUAGAUCCUAAUAAAGACUUAAUAUCGGAUCGAUAUUUUCGUCAAUCAUGCCUCAAUCAUCAUGGAGCUUAUAUUAAAGAUUUAACGAUUGUCGAACCCGAUCUUUCAAAAGUUUGUCUGAUUGAUAAUUCACCUAUAUCUUAUGCAAUGCAUCAAG
Molecule: messenger RNA, 391 nt
Organism: Entrophospora sp. SA101
Lineage: Eukaryota; Fungi; Glomeromycota; Glomeromycetes; Entrophosporales; Entrophosporaceae
Source: the annotation of a GenBank genome assembly